This is a messenger RNA of Hyalella azteca, 3908 nucleotides long. RefSeq names its product ATP-dependent zinc metalloprotease YME1L (gene YME1L). Gene Ontology annotation, molecular function: ATP binding; metalloendopeptidase activity; ATP-dependent peptidase activity. Gene Ontology annotation, cellular component: mitochondrial inner membrane. Gene Ontology annotation, biological process: protein quality control for misfolded or incompletely synthesized proteins; mitochondrion organization. The transcript is spliced from 15 exons. The coding region runs from base 131 to 2569 and encodes 812 amino acids. Lineage: Eukaryota; Metazoa; Arthropoda; Malacostraca; Amphipoda; Hyalellidae. The record is from RefSeq and is a predicted model, not a curated record.
CUUUUUGCAAUAGUUUAUUUUAGAGUUUUGUAAAAAAAUUGCAGCUUUCUAUAUUAUAUGGCAUAACAUAGAAAGUUAGACUGGUUUGAUCUUAUACUUUUUCCAGCAAAAAUAUUCUUGAGUUUUAUCCAUGAUGUUUGGGGCUUGCAGCAGUGCAGUUCACAACCAGGUAUUGGUUCCUCUCUCCUACUUGGUGUCCCAGGCAUCAGCAGGAGUAUUUGCAAACACCCGAUCAGUGUUAAGCAACUCGUCUGGUCAUGGGAGAUCAAGUAACGGCUUUAAAAGCAAGGCAACUACAGCAGAGAUGCUCUCUGCUGAGUCUGCCUCUCCUACACAGCUUUCAAAGAUUUUGUCUAUACUGAGACCAGCACAAAACAAUCCAUUCUCUUCUGAAGAAAAUUUGACAUUGAAAACUGAACAGUCAAAAUCUUUUGAAGCAUUAGAUGUUGAGGAUGCUAAUGAUGUUGUUAAACAUCUUAUUGGGAACAACAGAGAAGAAACAAUUAUAAACCUUCUUGGCAAUCAUCUUCAAAACCCCAGGAUAUCCUUCAAAGCUCUACAGGCCUCAUUACCCAGUGGGCCACUAUCAGAAGCAGUUCAAGAUACUUUACAUGCCAUCAAGCCAUUCAGGAAGAAGAGGAAGGCAUCUCACUGGGCAGAAAGCUACGUGUCAACUGAAAGUUUCUUGGGUAAUAAACACUCAUCGGCAUCAUCUGGAGGAGAGAUCAAACCACAGUCGGUUUCCAUCCUUCUACAGAGACUGGGGGCCCUCAACAGCAGUGGACAGCCUCUACUAGCUGCUGCGCACCGCGUUCAGCUGGAGUCCACACGGACCUUCAAGACUUUACGCAGCACUGAGCAGGAAACAUUCCGCCACCAGUCCAUGAGGGAGCGCCUCCGCGGCCGUCCUGUGUCGCCGGUGCCGCCGUCCCCGACUGACGCCACCGCCUCCGCCGCUGCCGCUGCUAACAGCUCCAGGCUCAAAAAGGCCGCCCAGCAGCAGGUGAAGGUGGCGUUUGCUGAAGGCUACCUCGCGGCUGACAGCUCAGCCAGCGGCGGCAAGAAGGAAAAGUCCCGCGCCAUGCGUUGGCUGCGCAACUUCCAGCAGAUGCUCGCCAUUGUCGUCCUGCUGGCCGUCCUGGCCUCUGUCAUGAGUACCAUGGGUGGAUCUCUAUUCCGAAUGAACGUCACUAACGGCAAUGAAGUGCUGCCUGAAGAAAUCACCGUCACCUUUGACGAUGUUAGAGGAGUUGAAGAAGCCAAACAAGAACUCGAGGAAAUCGUGGAAUUCCUCAAAAGUCCCGAGAAGUUUACUUCUCUUGGCGCUGAAUUACCCAAAGGCGUGCUUCUGGUGGGACCUCCGGGCACAGGAAAGACUCUGCUGGCCCGCGCCGUGGCCGGGGAGGCGGGUGUUCCCUUCUUCCACGCUGCCGGGCCCGAGUUCGACGAGAUUCUUGUGGGCCAGGGAGCUCGCCGCGUCCGUGAUCUGUUCAGAGCUGCCAAAAGUCGAGCUCCGUGCGUGAUUUUCAUAGACGAGAUUGACAGCGUUGGAGCUAAACGAACGAACUCUGUUCUUCAUCCCUACGCCAACCAGACCAUUAACCAGCUGCUCGCUGAGAUGGAUGGCUUCCACAAGAACGAAGGCGUCAUCGUGCUCGGCGCCACCAACAGGAGGGAUGACCUCGAUAAGGCGCUCCUCAGGCCUGGUAGAUUCGAUGUUGAAGUGCAGGUCCCUAUUCCGGAUCUUGCGGGACGUCGGGAAAUUUUCCAGUAUUAUUUGGGGAAGGUAAAGAUUGGGGGCGACGUGGAACUGGAAGUCUUAUCUAGAGGCACGACUGGUUUUACUGGAGCUGACAUCAAGAACGUGGUGAACCAGGCUGCCCUGCGCGCUGCAGCAGACAUGGUAGAGGCCGUGACAAUGAAGCAUCUCGAAGCAGCCAGAGACAAAGUUCUCAUGGGCCCUGAAAAGAAGUCACGUAUUCCUGACGAGGAAGUCAACUUGGUGACGGCUUACCACGAGGGCGGCCACACGCUCGUCGCUCACUACACCAAGCACUGCCACCCUCUGCAUAAAGUUACCAUCAUCCCUAGAGGGCCCUCUCUUGGACACACCGCGUACAUCCCGGCAAAGGAGCAAUACAAUGUAACGCGCGCCCAGAUGCUGGCGACGCUCGACUCGCUCAUGGGGGGCAGGGCGGCGGAGGAGCUCAUCUUCGGCUCUGAAAUGAUAACUUCAGGAGCUUCUUCUGAUCUCAAGCAAGCGACGUCCGUGGCGACACAUAUGGUCAAGGAUUUAGGCAUGAGCGACCGCGUGGGCCUGCGCACGUUUGAGGACAAUUCAGGACAGCUGAUCGGCAGCGGCGACUCCCUGAGCACCUCGACCAAAGAGGCCAUCGAUGCUGAGAUAAAGAGGCUUCUGCAGGAAUCAUACGAACGCGCCAGGACGAUUCUUCGCACGCACGCUAAAGAGCACAAAGCCCUGGCUGAAGCGCUGCUCAAGUAUGAAACCCUCGAUGCUGACGACAUCAAAGCUAUCCUCGAUGGCAGGAGUGUCAGCAAGGACACCUGAGAGUGUUUGCUUUAUAGAUAUCUGACGAUACUGGACGGUGUCAAUAUCUUCGAUAGCUAGCCUUUAUCUUGAGGUAGUAUAUCUCAUGAUUUUUUUCUUCAAUUUUGAUCUGUAUUAUCGUUGUCAGUUGCAGUCUAUUGAAAUUUGUCGCAUAAAAGCAAGGAGGUGUAUAUAUUUAUAUUCCAAUCGGUUUGUUCGCAUUAAGACACAAGUGUGAAUUGGAUUUUUUGCUGUAACUAAUCUAUGAUGAAUGCCUUCGUAGGUUUUGGUAGCUUUACUGCUAAAAUUUCCGUUCUGAAGCAGAUUCGGAUGAUCUUCAAGAAAUUUAUUUAUAAAAAAGUCUUCGAAUCUUGUUAUAUGAACCUUAAUACUGUUGUGUAUCUUUGACGAGAUUUUUUUAAUUUCAAAAGUAUGUGUAUUCAACCGUGUACUUACGACCGUCAAUUUUAAUUUCCCUAAUCAAGGAAAAUGUUGCAGUAAAUUCAAUUUUAUCGAGAAUUCCUUUCCCGGGGAAAAUGUUGAAUUAAUGAAUUUAGUACAAUAUUAUUACUGACUAUAAUCUGUGUUUCAAACCACGGGGCUUGCAUCUAAUUUUCCCACAGAAUCGAAGACGGGAAUUAACAGUGAUCAGAUGAGAUGGAACAGAGCACGUAGCUCACAAUUAAGAGUGCUCAUCCAUUGACGAGCGCAGUAAACGUGUGCUCCGCCUUACAGUUCAUCUUCAGCCAACAAUCCUAAUCGUUCGAGUUUGGGAACUUUUUGCCGAAUGAAAGUUUUGUUCUAAUUGAGAAUGUUGAAGUAACUCAAACGACGUUGUUGUUCAACUCUUCCUGUGCAUUAAAUUUCACCAAAAUUUCAACAUAAAAAUCAUUCCUAGUACUUGAUUCAGCAAUGGACAUUACCCCUAUUGGUCUGACUUAUUCUAUGGUUUAUUCGUCGUUCAAAUUUGGCCUAGUGUUGCUAAUACACCAACAGCGAAAUGUGCCCCAGGCUUCUCAGUCUUACUCAAGAUGAAUGGAUAUGACUUACGCUAUUUCAAAAAUAUGAUCACGGCACAAUUAUGGAUUGAAAUGUAGUGAUGGAGCUUUCUUUCAACUCCAUGGAGGUCAUUAAUAUGGUUCAUUAUAUAUGGAGACGACUCGACUGGACGUGCUCGUAUAUUUCAACACUAAAUGAGCAUAAUACUGGCUUCGGUAUUUUACGUAUAACCUAUACUCCUAUAGUAACCAUUUAAGAAUACUUUCGAUGCUGAAAAAUGUAAAUAUUGUGAAGGAUAUGAAGUAUGCCAAGUGGCAAAAUAAACCAAAUUGAACUCGCUAUUUUAUUAGCGUGGACCACA